CGCCCCGCCCGCGCGCCAGGAGCUCCAGUCUAAGAGGCGAGAGCCGGUGAUGCCCCCUGCGCGCUCGGCUUGCUGGGCGCCCGGUUCCUACCUGUAGAGUCCCGGGGCGGUGGUGGGGCUGUCCCCGAACACCUGUUCUUCUUCGGAAACCUUCCGCCCAGCUACCCGUGUUUCGGACAGGCGGCGCUGGGACCCGGGACGGGCGCCAAGCUCGCAGCUGGUGACAUGUAGACGGCCUCCUCACCCCAAGUCCAGCCUCAGGACCUGGGCGCCCUCCUGCCCGGAAAGUUUAGGGCUGGUAGCCAUGGCCAAGAGCAGCUCCCUGAAUGUCCGUGUGGUGGAGGGCCGGGCUCUGCCCGCCAAGGACGUGUCUGGAAGCAGUGACCCCUACUGCAUAGUGAAGGUGGAUGAUGAGGUGGUGGCCAGGACAGCAACCAUCUGGCGGAGCCUGAGCCCUUUCUGGGGGGAGGAGUAUACUGUACACCUGCCCCUGGAUUUCCACCAUCUGGCCUUCUAUGUUCUGGACGAGGAUACAGUAGGGCAUGAUGACAUCAUUGGCAAGAUCUCGUUGAGCAGGGAGGCAAUUGCAGCUGACCCCAGAGGAAUUGAUAGCUGGAUCAAUCUGAACCGUGUGGACCCAGAUGCAGAGGUGCAGGGUGAGAUCUGCCUGGCUGUGCAGAUGCUGAAGGAAGUGCGGGGCCGUUGUCUUCGCUGUCAUGUGCUCCAGGCCAGCAGAGACCUGGCUCCCCGCGAUAUCUCCGGCACAUCCGACCCAUUCGCACGUGUGUUUUGGGGUAGCCAGAGCUUGGAGACGUCGACCAUCAAGAAGACCCGAUUCCCACACUGGGAUGAGGUGCUGGAGCUGUGGGAGCUGCCAGGUGGCCCAUCCCCACUGCGGGUGGAGCUCUGGGACUGGGACCUGGUGGGCAAGAACGACUUCCUGGGCAUGGUGGAGUUCCCCCCACAGGUCCUGCAGCAGGACCCGCCCAACGGCUGGUUCCGCCUCCUACCCUUUCCCAGAGCUGAGGAGGAUUCUGGGGGGAACCUGGGUGCUCUGCGGCUGACUGUGCGCCUCACUGAGGACCGUGUCCUGCCCUCCCAGUACUACCAGCCACUCAUGAAGCUGCUCAUGGAGUCUGUGCUGGGGCCGGCCAAGGAGGAUGCUGCUAGCCCCCUGGCUGUGCUGGAGGAGCUGACCUUAGGGGACUGCCGCCAGGACCUGGCCACCAAGCUGGUGAAACUCUUCCUUGGCAAGGGCCGGGCUGGUCCCCUUCUGGACUACCUCACCCAACGUGAGGUGACCCGGACCACCAACCCCAAUACCCUGUUCCGUUCUAACUCCUUGGCAUCCAAGUCGAUGGAACAGUUUAUGAAGCUCGUGGGCAUGCCCUACCUGCAUGAGGUGCUGAAGCCCGUGAUUAAUCGCGUCUUCGAGGAAAAGAAGUACAUAGAGUUGGACCCAUGCAAGAUGGACUUGGGCCGCACCAGGAGGAUCUCCUUCAAGGGUACACCUUCAGAGGACAACUUGCGGGAGGCCAGCCUGGGGCUGCUGACCGGCUACCUCGGGCCCAUCGUGGAUGCCAUUGUGGGCUCCGUGGGGCGCUGCCCACCCACCAUGCGUCUUGCCUUCAAGCAGCUGCACCAGUGCGUGGAGGAGCACUUUCCCCAGGCAGAGCACAAGCAGGAUGUGAAGUACCUGGCCAUAAGUGGCUUUCUUUUCCUGCGAUUCUUUGCACCUGCCAUCCUCACCCCGAAGCUGUUUGAUCUCCGAGACCAGCAUGCAGAUCCCCAGACCAGCCGCUCACUGCUGUUGCUUGCCAAGGCUGUGCAGAGCAUUGGAAAUCUGGGCCAGCAGCUGGGCCAGGGCAAGGAACUGUGGAUGGCUCCCCUACAUCCCUUCCUGCUGCAGAGUAUCUCGCGUGUGAGAGACUUCCUAGACCAGCUGGUGGAUGUGAAUGGGGAAGAGGAGGCUGGCGGCCCAGGCAGGACCGUGGUCCCACCCUCGGUGACCGUUCGAGAAGGCUACCUCCUGAAGCGCAAGGAGGAGCCCGCCAGCCUGGCCACGCGCUUUGCCUUCAAGAAGCGUUACUUCUGGCUCAGUGGGGAGACUCUCUCCUACUCCAAGAGUCCUGAGUGGCAGACGUGCUCCUCCAUUCCGGUGUCGCACAUCCGCGCGGUGGAGCGCGUGGACGAGGGAGCCUUCCAGCUACCGCACGUGAUGCAGGUGGUGUCGCAGGAGGGCGCAGGGGCGCUGCACACCACCUACCUCCAGUGUAAGAAUGUGAACGAUCUCAACCAAUGGUUGUCGGCCCUGCGCAAGGCCAGCGCCCCCAACCCGGACAAGCUGGCCGCCUGCCACUCCGGUGCCUUUCGGAGCUCGCGCUGGACCUGCUGCCUCCAGGCUGAGCGCUCAGCUGCCGGAUGCAGCCGCACACACUCAGCUGUGACCCUGGGGGACUGGAGUGACCCGCUGGACCCCGAUGCUGAGACCCAGAUGGUGUACCGGCAGCUGCUCCUGGGGAGGAACCAGCUCAGGAUGAAAUUCCUGGAGGAUUCCAAUACAGAUACAAGUCUGGCAGCGGAUACAGGGAAGGGCCCCAGUACCACAAAAGAAUAAUCAACAGGGAACUCCGUUCCGACUCCACAGCUUGGCCUAGUGAGAGCACUUGGAUUCUAACAGCUCCCUUUCGUUGGCCACCGUGCUGAAAACCCAACUAUUGGUGAGUCAGCCAUUCUAGCAUCUCUCAAAGUUAGCUACGUGGAGCACUAGUCCCCAUAAGAUGAUCUGGGAACGAAAGAUUGAGGGAUCAAAUAAGUUAUGAAACACUUCACUCUCUUUCUUGGAAAUUCACAACAUAGAUGAAGAUAUUAAAGGCUCUGAUAAGUCCUGCAUUAGGAAGUAUAAUCAGCAAUGGUAAAUCCAGGUUUUCCAAAGACAUUUUAUGGUUAAACAUUUUUUCCCUUCUAGAAUAUUACUGAUGUCAGUUCCUGUGACUAGGCAUGGUUCCCUCUUCAAAUGAGGUCCUAGGAAAAUGCAGCCUGCUUCACCUCUUUGCCCUUCCCCCCAAAGAGCUCUGGCUUUUGGAAUCAGCCAGAGCUUCUUUCAUAUCUCUGCCCAACCACUAACCAGCUGAGUGACACACAGCAGUUCAUCACACCUCUUGUAAGCCUGUUUCCCCAUUUGUAAAAUGGAGAUAAUACAGCACCUUCCUGGGACUAGCAGUUACCAAAGGG
Molecule: messenger RNA, 3234 nt
Organism: Manis pentadactyla (Chinese pangolin)
Lineage: Eukaryota; Metazoa; Chordata; Mammalia; Pholidota; Manidae
Gene: RASAL1
Product: RAS protein activator like 1
Exons: 21
Coding region: 305-2617 (770 amino acids)
Biological process (GO): regulation of GTPase activity; cellular response to calcium ion; intracellular signal transduction
Molecular function (GO): GTPase activator activity
Source: RefSeq, a predicted model, not a curated record